AUGGAAGAUGAGAAGAAUGUUCAAGAUGGAAAGAUUACUAUCAAGCUAAUGGUGAGCAAAUCUAAGAAGAAAGUUUGUUUUGCAGAAGCAAAGAAAGACUUUGUUAAUUUGCUCUUCAGUUUCCUAACCAUUCCACCUGGGCAUUUUGUGAAACAAAAAUGUAGCAAUUCUUUGAACGGAUGCAUAGAUCACUUGUACAGGAGUGUACAAGAUCUUGAUAAGCAAUGCUUGAAGUCCAAUUACCACAAGGAAAUGCUAGUCAGUCCUAAGCUUGCCUCUAGUAUUGGUUAUGAGAAUGAUUUAUUAGGAAUUAAGGAAGCCACACAUCCUCCAUAUUAUUUUGCAUAUGUACACUCUAAUUCAUAUUUUACUAGUGAUAAACAUCUUAUUCCUUCUGAUAAUAAUACAAUGAUAACCGAACUGAAAGUUGUGGAUCCAAAAUCUCAUAACGAAGAUGGUGGAGGAUUUAUAACAGGACAGGCAAUUUUCACAAUGACAAGUAGUCUGAUAAUAAGACCUAUGUCACCCUUCUUAGGCCUCUCCAUUCUCAAUGACUUGAAGGUACCUUUUGAUGACAUUGAGGAGCAAAUUGUGCUUGUGGGCAAGGAGGAGAUAAGCUUAAAGCUUUUCAUAUACGUACUAAUAUUCUUAGCUCUUUUUGAAAAGGCUUUGAGUCUUUUACAAACUUGUUUUGAGCCAGAAUCUACUCUGACCAAUACCUUCAUUAGAGAUUCAAACUGA
Molecule: messenger RNA, 741 nt
Organism: Ziziphus jujuba (common jujube)
Lineage: Eukaryota; Viridiplantae; Streptophyta; Magnoliopsida; Rosales; Rhamnaceae
Exons: 2
Coding region: 1-741 (246 amino acids)
Source: RefSeq, a predicted model, not a curated record